AUGGUACGCCAGGAAGAACAGGUGUCUGUGAAAGAGACAGACAGCCCAGAGACAGGGCAGGACAAUGUCAACAGACUGCCCAUGAACCUUCCUAGAGCAGCUAUCCAGGCAGGUACCCCUUACCAGUUCUGUAAGCAUUCAUUAUCUUCUCAAGUUCCUCAGUUACAAGGACUUAAACGGUUUUCAACACUCUCUCCAAAAAAUUCAUUUACUGAUUUGGAAAACUUUAGCUUUCCAUUGUUAAAUGUGAGUAAUGACAACUAUCAAGAUAAACUUUGCAGUUCUCAACUAACUCUAUCAAGCACCACUAGCUUACAUCUUAGGUACCUACAGUCGAUUGAAAAGAAAAAGGCACUGAGUAGAGCAACUGCCUCUUCUGAAAUGAACUCAGCAAGAAUGACACAGAUAGAAGAGAAACCCUGCAACACAUGGAGAAAUAUGAUAAAAUCCAACACACAGAAGAAGAAAGUGCCAAUUGGAAGUGUACCUCAUUUUCUUCCAGACCCAGUACCUGUGAGGAAAAAAAUAGACCCUGUCAAUCCUACAUACACCAUCCAAAAGGCAAGAGUUGUCAACAGUAUUAACACACGGCUAUAUAGAGAGAGGGUGAUUCACUUACUGGCACUGAAAGAUUAUAAGAAAUCUGAACUUCUUAUUAAACUGCAAAAAGAUGAUAGCAAGUUAAAUGAUAGCAACCUUCUUGGAAAAAUUCUGCUUCAAGUUGCCAAUUUGAAUGCCACUACUUUGUCAUAUAGUUUAAAAAAUUGUAUGUUCAAAGAAGUCCAAAGGGACUGGCCUGGGUAUAAUGAACAAGACAAGCACACAUUGGACUUAAUGCUUUCUCAAAAACUGGGUAAAUCAUAUAAUGCUACUAAAGAUAUUAAUCACUUAGAAUCACCUGUAGUUCCUAGUGCAGAUAAUAAAUUAUCUACAAAGGACCAUACUUGCCAUUUUCCUGGUACUGAUUAUUUAAUGAAGAACAAAAGUGGCUUAUGUCCUCUAAAAUCUGCCAUGAAGUCAACAUCAGAAAGUCAACUGAGCAGCAGCAAAAGCGAGAAACCUGCAAUUCUACCAUCUUCUUCAGUUAUUGGCAAGUCAGUUCCUCCAUCAUUGCCAACAAGUGAUGUGUGUAUUUCAAAUCCAUCUCUGCUAAUGAAAUCCAACCAUAAUAUUUACAGUGCUCCAGAAAAACCUGGUACUCAACCACUAUAUGAAAGUAUCGACAAUGAUGAUAGCAUCUUUGAUGGACAACCAAAUAAAUACAUUUCUCUGGAAGCUCCAAGUUUAAUUUCACAUCAAACAAAGUAUUGCAAGCCAAUGGAGAGUCAAUAUGUGAUGACCGAGAAGUUCCCAUGUGCAUUUACAAAAGGUAAAAUGAUGUCCCUAAACUACAAGACAAACAUGAUGGAAAAGCAAAAGCUUGACUCUAAAAAACAAGAAGAGGGUACAAAACUGAACCCCAGCAAACUUCAGAAAUCAUUUUCUGUCUCUGGGAAGACCAAUUUUCCAACCGUGUCUCCAGAUUGUUUUGCUAACUAUUUCACUAUAGUGUCCUCUGAGCAACGGCAGCGUUAUGAGAGGGACUUCAAAAUAGAUUACAAUGAAUAUAAGGGCAUAUGUGACAAAAUACAGUUUUCCUGUAAAGAAAUUACUAAGCUAGAUACAGAGAGGAAGACUUUGUCUCCAAACUCUAAAAACUACCAAGACAUUACUAAAAAGAUUUCAGUUGAAUAUCAGAAAAUGAGGCAGAUUAAUCCCAAUUUUUCUGCAGAAAAAAGAAGAUGUGCAUAUCUUUACAACAAGUUGAGUCACAUUAGAAAGUUAAUAAAUGAUUUUGAUGAAAAGCAGCAAGUAAAGUCAAAACAGUAG
Jaculus jaculus (lesser Egyptian jerboa) is the source of this 1869-nucleotide messenger RNA. Its product is annotated as RNA polymerase II elongation factor ELL2-like. The record is from RefSeq and is a predicted model, not a curated record. NCBI's taxonomy places the organism in Eukaryota, Metazoa, Chordata, Mammalia, Rodentia, Dipodidae. Gene Ontology annotation, cellular component: transcription elongation factor complex. Gene Ontology annotation, molecular function: cis-regulatory region sequence-specific DNA binding. Bases 1 to 1869 code for a protein of 622 amino acids. The transcript has a single exon. Gene Ontology annotation, biological process: snRNA transcription by RNA polymerase II; transcription elongation by RNA polymerase II; positive regulation of transcription elongation by RNA polymerase II.